This is a messenger RNA of Boleophthalmus pectinirostris (great blue-spotted mudskipper), 2231 nucleotides long. RefSeq names its product glycogen synthase kinase-3. Gene Ontology annotation, biological process: protein phosphorylation. The record is from RefSeq and is a predicted model, not a curated record. The transcript is spliced from 7 exons. Gene Ontology annotation, molecular function: ATP binding; protein kinase activity. The coding region runs from base 162 to 1385 and encodes 407 amino acids. Lineage: Eukaryota; Metazoa; Chordata; Actinopteri; Gobiiformes; Gobiidae.
CGAGUCUUUGAGGUGUGAAGGGUCUGCUUUCUGGUUGGGCUGGAACGUUUGGAAGGUAAUCUACUCUGCUUCAAAACAGGCGUGGAUCAUAAAGUCAGCAGGUAUUUAUAUCCAUGUUCAGACCUGUACACGACAUCACAGCUGCAACUUAAGCCCUGCUCAUGGCGCACUCUACUAACACUCUGGCCAAGGGCUGCUUUGGCAAAAUCUACAAGGAGAAGUACGGCGAUAAGUGGGCUGCCAUUAAGAGGGUGCCCAUUGGUCUCAUCAGCAGGAAGGACCUGGACCGAGAGUGUCAAGUGUACAAAAAAAGCGAGCACCCCAACAUAGUUAAACUCUUGGGACCUGUGAAACUCGAAGGUAGUAAAUAUGUCAUCCCAAUGGAGUUCAUCGAGGGAGAAGACUUGGAGACUACAAUUUUUCAAUCAGCAAAGUCCAAACUAAAGUUAACUCAAGAUACAAAAAACACCAUCAUCGUGGGCAUGUGCGAGGGUCUGCUCCAUCUGCACCUCUUAGACAUUGUCCACCAAGACCUGAAGCCUGACAACAUCAUGGUGGAGCACAGCACAAACAGAGCUGUCAUCAUCGACCUGGGACUGGCCAAGUUCUACAAAAACGGCCUCAAUUCGGCUAUGGACAUGGGCAACGAGGCGUACUCUGCUCCCGAGGUCCUACAGAGGGCCAGCCAAAGAAGCCAGCGUUCUGACGUCUGGGCCAUGGGCAAAAUCAUCGCCGAACUGUGCGCCCGCCUCCGCCUGGUCACCACCAGCGUUAACCCGGACAAGAUUAAGGAGUAUCUGAAGGACAGUCCAUACACGAAUGCUGUAUGUCGCAUGGUGCAACCUGACCCAUCUCUGAGGGCUUCCAUGCCCGGUGUCAUCGGUGCCAUCCGGGUAGCGGCAGCUGAAAAACCCAAAGCAGGUGGGACAGCGAACCAUCUAAAAGUACAGUCUAACCCCCACACUGGCCGAAAUCGCUCCCCAUCGCCCAUGAACAGAUUCGAGGCUGCCAACAAGUCUCUCCCCUCACAAUCUCUAGCGCUGCCCAAAGAUCCAAAAAAAGCUUCAUCUCACCCCACACACACCCCCUGGGUUGAAGUGAAGGCGCAACAACAAGCACACGUCACCCCUUCUCCUCCAAAGGCUCAGGAGAAAAAUUUGCAACUGGUGCCCAAAGGUGGCACUAACCUCACACGUGACAUGAUGAAGAUGAAGCUACACGAAGAGGCAACGAAGGAUCUCCAUGGUUUCAUACCUCAAUCUGGUCAUAUUCUAGUGCAGAAGUAUGAGGAGAAAGAUGGACAGAUGGAGACAUGGGAGCAGAAGGAGGUGGUGUUACGCGAGGGGCGGGUUGUCAAAUAUAACAAUGUGAGGAUGAAUACUUAGUAAGUCUACAGAGCGGCUGCAUAUGCAUGAAAACAGAUUCUUCUUUAUAUAGGUUGGCAAGCCCUUACUGUGAUGAACAAUCACUGUCUCGUUCAACCAAAGACAGAUUAUAUGGGAUGUUAUUGAAGAUCCACAGCAUAUGAAAAAACAGACUCUUAGAUAUGAUCAACUACUAUGAUAUAUUUUAUUGCUACAGGCUAAUUUGACAUGUUCAGUUUGUGUGAUACUACUGUAGGGGCUAAAGCUUGUUUGCUCCUUGUAAUAACUUAACCUCUUCAAAGGAAAGAUGAGCCUCUUUUAAGCAUUUAGGACUUGAUGUGGUUGCAGCACUGUAAAACGACAGUGUUACUCCAGCCAUCUUUGUUCAUCAAAAUCAAGAACAUUUCUUCAUAUGUUGUAUUUUCAUGUUAUCACGUGAAAAUACAACAGGUGGGCCAGGGGUGUCCAAUCUGUAGCUCGGGAGCUACCCAUAACUUAUCCAGUGCUUUCCAAGUAGCUCGCCAAGGGAUUUCUGAAUUAUACAUACUGUGCUGAAUAGCUCAAAUCUGAUGAAUUAAAUGUCUAUUACCUUUGUAAAGGUAUAAUUUUGAUGAUUAACUUUGUGCAUUUAUAAAUGGAUAUUGAUUUAUGUUUUAUAGGCAUCUAAUUGUUCUAAAAGGUAAAUCAAAAUAUAAAUUAAUUAUUGCUAAUCAAUUGUACAAAUGUGUAAACUUUAUUAAAUGGCAAUAAGAUGAUAAAAUGGAAACAUAAGGUGUUUCCAUGUGUGUUGGUUGUGUCAAAACCCAAAUGAACUGAUACAAAUUAUUCCUAACAAACAUUUAUUUAAAACAAAUAAACAGCAGUUUG